Patiria miniata (bat star) is the source of this 3399-nucleotide messenger RNA. RefSeq lists its product as uncharacterized. The record is from RefSeq and is a predicted model, not a curated record. The transcript is spliced from 5 exons. Gene Ontology annotation, cellular component: membrane. The coding region runs from base 1 to 3330 and encodes 1109 amino acids. Lineage: Eukaryota; Metazoa; Echinodermata; Asteroidea; Valvatida; Asterinidae. Gene Ontology annotation, molecular function: G protein-coupled receptor activity. Gene Ontology annotation, biological process: G protein-coupled receptor signaling pathway; cell surface receptor signaling pathway.
AUGGUAGCACUGGCACUGCUUCUGCUGCAUGCAGAGAUUCAAGCACAACCAAUACCGCAGGUUAUGACCAACAUUGAUGAAGUUGACAUUCAACUAGUAAACGGCAGCGCCCCCAACGAGGGCCGGGUGCUCAUUCGCUGGUCCCCAGAUUCUCCCUGGACCGCCGUGUGUAACAAUCCCUCCUUCAGCCACGCCAUCCCAUUCCAGAUGUGCAGGAGGCUCGGGUACCCGUUUGCCUGCGGCCAUGACUUCGCUGGUCCCCAUCGCACGGACAAUGCGUCGCUGGCCAACGUCACCAGCGAACGUCACCUGGUAUCCUGCGCCGCUGAUUUGGAUGACUGGACGUUUGGUGGAUGCAGUUUGCAUCCGAUUUCAAGUGUGGAUCCGAGUAUCGGACCGGCGCCGUGCAUCCAUGACAAUGAUAUGUGGCUGACAUGUGGAUAUUCAGGAAUGCCGGAUUUUCAACUGAGGCUGGUAGAGGGUGCGACAUACCCGUUGUCGAAUAAACUACUCCAGGGCCGUUGCGGAGCGGAGCACGAGUGGAGCGCCCUCUGCGGCAACAUAUUCCACAGACUCAAGCAGGGCCGCGUGGCCUGCCGGGAACUUGGCCACUCCGAUCAAGCAAUCAACACCGCACACGUCCCCCUGGAUGUGCUGGAGCCUGAACACAGACCCAACUACACGUUAUUUGUGGAUAUCGGCUGCGUCGGGAACGAGACGAGUCUAAGCGAGUGCCAUCACUACGCGCUCCGAGACUGCCAAUUCUACGUGACAUUGGAAUGCUUCACAGAAGUCGAUGAGUUUGAUGAGCCGGGAUAUCUAUGUGGCUCUAAGCAGGUAUGCGGUGAUCAAUGCAACCAGAUUCAUCCAAUCAGUGACUCGGGAGAUGACGUAUUCCACUACUGCCAGUGCGACGACGCUUGCAGCUUAUUCGACGACUGCUGUUACGACUACGAAGGGACGUGCAGUCCGGGGGCGCUAACCCUAGAAAGAGGAGAGUUUACCAUUGAAGACUUUGGCUGCGUGUGGCUACCGGGCAGUCAGUUCACUCACAUUGGUUAUGCACUCAUCGACCAUUGUCCAAUCACGUGGACGGACCCAGGAACACGCGACUUAUGCCACAGGCCCGUGGAUCUCAGAGAUGUGAUUGGCUCGCUACCGGUAUAUGACGAGCAAGGAGUGGAUUUCAAAAACAUCUACUGCGCCAUUUGUCACGGAAGGUCUUUGGACAAACUGAAACGGUGGGACGUUUCCGGAUCCGAUAACGACCGCGAUUCAACGGUACCACUGCUGUACCCAUCUCUCAAUCAAACCUUGCCAUCAAAAGGUUGGGUCAUCUCUCCUCCCCUGGGACACGAAGCCAUACGAAAGUGCCCUGCUCAUCUCACAGACAUCUGUUUUGAACAGUACAGAGGAACCCCAACAGACGCAGGGUGCCAAGCGUACUACGCGCCCGUCAAACUUGAAGACUCAAACAUCAGGUAUCGAAAUCCGCACUGCGCCAUGUGUAAUGGUAGGAACAUCGUUCCUGAUAACUCUUGCAGGGAUCAGGUUUGUUUGGAAGGGUGUGAUCCGUCGCCUUGGGGACCAUGCUGGGCUAUCUGCAGUCCCUACGACAGUUUCAUCACGAUCGAGGUUCUCUUUGACCUGUUCUCCUCUUCGUCGAUCGGUGGGAGAACUUGCUCGGGGGGUCAGAUCUACGAUCCAUUUCUUGAGAUCUGCCGCGUGCUCAUAUGCGCACCGGGAUACCGCAUCAGACAGAACGAGUGUGUUCCUGCACCAACAGGUCCCUCGAUAUUCGGAAACAGUUCAAACGUGUUGGUAGCCAUCUGCUUGUUGAACAAAUUUGCACAAAAUUCAACCGCUAAAAUGGUCGUCGAGAGGGGCAACAUUCACGCAACUUCUGACUCUACAAAUUCCACAUGGCAACUUGCGAUUUUUGUGAAUACGGUUGAUGAAGCUCUCGAAGUUGAGGGUGAUUUGGAGGACGCCAUUGGCGCCUUUCAGUAUGACUCUAAACUUGAAAUGCAGUUUAUUUGCAACGUGUCUUCGUUUUCAAUCUUCGUGCCGUUUUCGGUGAAUGCAUUUUGUGCUGAUUCUGUCGUAGACGGGAAGGGUAUCUUCCCUGAGUACAACGGGACAUUGCUGACCGUAACAGAGUACAAGUAUACUCCAGAAGAACAGCAGUACUUAAAAUUAAAUGCACCUCCUUCCUGUCUGAAAAUAUUUCACCUGAACUGCUCGUCUCUCCUGUCUUUGGACAACUCUGAAUACAAGAACCUUUCGGAUGACAUCAUCCAGAUUGUCGCAACCGGUUCAAGCCUAUCACCUGAGGAGUAUGUUCUCUUUCCCGACGGCACAGCGGUCGUUUGUUCCUUCCUAGGACCGCUGCCAGAGGGCUUGGAGCCGUACAUCCGCUGGGUGAUUUCCGUUAUCGCGAGCUGCCUGUCCUUAUUCGCUCUGGCCGCAACUUUCGUGACCUACUGCGUCUUUCCGGAACUUCGGAACACGCCUGGUAAGUCCAUUAUGAAUCUCGUGGCGGCGCUCUUCGUCGCCAUCUUGCUUUUCCUACUCUCGGGGAUACUCGCGCAGAACCAAGCCGCGUGUGAAUUCGGGGCAGUGGUGGCGCACUUCGCGUGGAUGGCUGCUUUCUUGUGGAUGACGAUGCUUGCUGUAGACGUCACCCGGACCCUAGCAUCGUUAGUGCCAAGAGGCACUGCCGGAUCCAGUCGGUCUUUCGCUGUGUACAUGGCUAUAAGCUGGGGCGUACCCUUCGUCAUAGUUAGCAUCUGUGUCAUCCUCCAGUACUGUAACUGCACCAGCCUUCCCAAGAUCUACGCAGAGGGCGCUGUUUGCUGGAUCACUGACGCCUCCGUCCGUCUGGUCGUGUUUUUGGUUCCGUGUUCCUUGUGUCUGCUCCUCAACUUGUUCAUGUUCGUCUUAACCGUUGUGAUUGUCCGUCGGAGCAGGCACGCUGCAAAAGCAGUCCGGAAGCAAGGGAAGAUGAAGGGAGUCAAAGCGGAAGUUGCUAUUUACGUAAAGGUAUCUGCUCUUGUUGGCGUGACCUGGGUGUUUAGCUUCCUGACUCAAUCAGUGACGGGCAUCGUAGUCUUCAACUACAUCUACAUCAUCCUCAACUACUUUCAGGGAGUCUUCAUCUUCAUCGCCUUCUGCCUCAACAAGAGGGUGCGGGGUUUGUGGAAGACGAAGCUGAGAGGACGGAAAGGAAUGCCCGCGAAGGGAACAGCAUCCCAUCCAAUAGAUGGCAGCAAACAUUCCAGCAUGACAGCAGCAUCGGUCAACGCGAAAACUGAGGACACUAAACUCUGAUUUAAACUUGAUAAAGCCCCAGCUGAAACUUGGUUGGGGUGCCAGUUGAAUAUAAUUUCUGUCCGAAAU